AUGUUUGGACAUUGUGUUAUCAUAGGUAGAGAUAAUAAGCUUAAUUAUACCAGUUUAAACAUUGAAUGUAACCAACAAGAUACAUUUCUUUCAUUUACAAUUAAACAAGUUUUCACAAACAAUAUAGAAGAAAAUGCUGACAUUAUUUACUUCAUUCCUAAUGAACCACAAUUCUGUUUUUAUGAUCUUUUGUUCAUUAUGGAUGGGAAAGAGAUCCAACCAAAAAUAUGUCUCAAAGAUGAAUUUCAAAAAGAGCAAAUAGGAUCUCAAAGCGACGAAUACACAUCUACUAUUCAAAAUUAUUUCGGAAGUGGGUACAGUUCAUUCAUUUUAGGGUGCAUCGUCCCAAACAAAGAAGUUCAAAUUCAUUUGAAAGCUUCAAGUAAUGCUGAUAUUAAUGAAAAUGGAUAUUUUUACAAGAUUCCUGUUAAUCGGCAAUAUAUACCAGGAAAAUUUGAGUUUUCAACAAAAAUCAAGACUAGAAAAGAAAUAAAGGAACUUAUUGCCCCAGUUGAUGGCAUCAUGAAUGCAAUUGAUCUUCACAAUAUUUCAUUUGUGACACAAGAGUUACCAAAAGAAAAUUCAAUAUUUAUCGAAACACGCAUAAAAGACAAAGACAAAAGUAUUGCUGUUUCAAGUGAUGGCUAUAUUUCUAUCUCUACAUAUGAAUACUUUGAAGGAAAAAUUUAUGCAAAUUCUGAAUUUUAUUUCAUUAUAGAUUGUUCUGGUUCAAUGGAAGAAUCUCGUAUUAAAAAUGCAAAAUUCUGUCUCAAUCUUCUUAUACAUUCCCUCCCAGUUGGUUGUAGAUUUUCAAUUAUAAAAUUUGGCAGUAUGUAUGAGGUAGUUCUUCCAACAUGUGAUUAUACCGAUGAAAAUGUCGCAAAGGCAAUGGAACAGAUAAAUCAAAUGGACGCCAACAUGGAAGGCACUGAUAUUCUAUCUCCAUUGAAAUUUGUUUCAGACCAAUCAACUAAGGAAGGUUUUAUUAAGCAGGUUUUUCUGUUAACUGAUGGCGAGGACAUACACACAGACCAAAUUUAUGCAUUAGUCCAAGCCAAUAGAACCAAUAACAGAAUUUUUACAAUUGGAAUAGGAUCUGGUGCUGAUCGAAACCUUAUCAAGAAUAUUGCAAGAAUUAGUGGUGGUAACAAUGCUUUGAUUGAAGAUAAUGAUGAAAAAAUGAACGAGAAGAUCAUUGAAUUGCUUAGAAAAGCCAUUUCUUAUGCCAUGACGCAUUUUUGCAUUAAAACCGAAAAUACUCAACCAGAUAUGUGGCCAUCACCUUGUCCACCAUUGUUUGCCGUGAAUUCACAAAACUUCAUCAUCAAAUCUCCUUUUGUUGAAAAAAUCGUAAUUAGUGGACUGGUUGAUGGUAAACAGAUUGAUAUUACGAUUCCUGUUUCCAAAUGCAGUGAAAAAAUAGGAAUAAAACAGCUAUUCUGUAAAAACACCAUUGAAGAUUAUGAAUCACUUCUUUCACAAAAAUAUGAUGCUGAUCUCGAAAAUAAAUGUAUUCAAUUAUCUCUUGAAUCAGGAAUUCCUAGCAAGUUCACAUCAUUCUCAGGAAUUAUAUAUCAAUCAGAAAAUGAAAUCAAAGAGAAUUACCUAAAAGAUAUUGAUACAUCAAAUCCAAUUAUAUCCCUAUAUCUUAAUGCUUUACUCAAUCUCAAGCGCAGAGCUGCGAUAAAAGAAAAUGAUUCCGAACCAUCUGAUUCCGAUCAUGUAUGUUAUAAAUAUCAUGUUGCCUCUGGCACACAGAACUCCACUCAGCAAGGAACAAAAAUUAUUCAGGAAACUUCACCCAUUAAAUGCAGUCACAAAAAAGUCGCUAUAAAGGAAGAUGGAAAUGAUGAUUUUGAUAUGUUUUCUUUCAUUUUAUCACUAAUAUAUUGCCUAUUCUAUUUCAUUUUCCAAUGGCUUGGAAUUAUUCCAACUACAAUUUCCAGAGAAUACCUGAUUUCGAGUCAAAAUGUUGAUGGAUCAUGGAAUAAUUUUGAAGGAAUUGAUCAGCAUAUUAAAUCAAAAUAUGGUCUUAAAGUAGCAUCUACAGUUGCUGUUAUCGCAUAUAUCAGAAAAAUGUUCAAAGAAAACCUGAACGAACAUUCGCCUAUGAUUAAGAAAGCUAUGUCAUUUUUAAGGCAGGUUGAUGAGGAAAUAGAUUGGGAUGAUAUCAUUAACGAAGCUUCAUAA
Messenger RNA from Trichomonas vaginalis G3, 2190 nucleotides. RefSeq names its product vault protein inter-alpha-trypsin domain-containing protein. NCBI's taxonomy places the organism in Eukaryota, Parabasalia, Trichomonadida, Trichomonadidae. The transcript has a single exon. The coding region runs from base 1 to 2190 and encodes 729 amino acids. The record is from RefSeq and is a predicted model, not a curated record.